Molecule: messenger RNA, 1242 nt
Organism: Cryptococcus amylolentus CBS 6039
Lineage: Eukaryota; Fungi; Basidiomycota; Tremellomycetes; Tremellales; Cryptococcaceae
Exons: 5
Coding region: 1-1242 (413 amino acids)
Source: RefSeq, a predicted model, not a curated record
AUGUCCAUGAACCACCCCAAGCCACGCCAAAUACGUCUUCCGUUCGACGUCCCAAAGCCCACCAAAAGUGUCCCACAGGCGAGGAUUUGUGGAAUAUGUCGGAAGGGCGACAGCAGGUAUACUUGUCCGAGGUGUAAUGUGGCAUACUGCUCUUUAGACUGUUUCAGAUCAGAGACCCACGACCAAUGUUCCGAACCAUUCUACAAGACCACCGUCCUCGACUCCAUCUCUGCCGACCCCAAAGUCGGACUCGAAGAGAAAAAGCAAAUGAUGGACAUGCUACGCCGAUUUGAAGAGACAGAGGCGGAAGGUGGUAAUGGACUGGAAGAGGUCGGAAGCGAGGCGGAGGAUGAAGAUGAAGAGUUGAUCAAGUUGUUUGAAGGGGUCGACAUUGAGUCGAUGGGAAGUAACGACAUAUUCAAGCUCCUACCUCCGAAACACCGCGAAGCAUUCAUCCAAGCCCUGCAAAAUCCGGAUUCUGAAGAUACGAAAGCGCUUCUGGAGGCAGCGUCUCAAGAUCUGUUGCCACAACCGCCAGAUGUAUUGCCCUGGUGGGAGACAGAGGCUUCUUGGACAGAGCGCAACGGGGGGGACGAGAAUGAUGGACCGAGAGUUGCAGAAGAGCCUGAGACGAUACCGGAAUCUGUAUUGGAGGGUAUAAACCCUCCAGACCGUGUGGGCAAGAAACUUGCCUAUAAUGCUAUAGCUCUCAGCAUGGCCUACCUGCACACCCUCCUAUCCUACCGCCUCCCCUCCCUCCACCCAACACAUCUCAAAUCACAAGACGUCGAAGCAUCCGAGCUCAAAUCAUACUUUAACCUGCUCACGCCAUUCUUGGUCGAACCAAAAUCGACCACCCGGCAUGAGAGUCUAGGAUCAGCAUGGGGCAGUGUGUGGGAAGCUAUAUCGUCUGAUAUGGAUGUGCCGCCGUUGGCUGAGACUUUACGACAUUUGUUGGGUUUGAUACCAGAUCUUUUGCAUCCGCCGAUUACUACGCCAGCGUACCCCCGAGUGCUUCUGAUAUUGUCGGAUUUAUAUGGGCUGUUUACUCUACCACCUGGGAAGGUUGGAGGGGCGGUGCCGAGGAAGGUGGCUUUCUAUGUGAAGGCUUUGAGACAGCUGGACAGGGCCGAGUGGUUACAAUUGGAGAGCGAAAUCCGGAAGGAAGUUGACAAGCUGGAAGGAGAGAGUGGAGACGGCGAAGUCAAGGAGGAGCGGAGAGAGAGGCUGGAGAUUGUAUAG